Bicyclus anynana (squinting bush brown) is the source of this 925-nucleotide messenger RNA. RefSeq names its product trypsin-like. The record is from RefSeq and is a predicted model, not a curated record. NCBI's taxonomy places the organism in Eukaryota, Metazoa, Arthropoda, Insecta, Lepidoptera, Nymphalidae. Gene Ontology annotation, biological process: proteolysis. Gene Ontology annotation, molecular function: serine-type endopeptidase activity. The coding region runs from base 1 to 813 and encodes 270 amino acids. The transcript has 6 exons.
AUGUUUACAACAGCAUCAAAGAUUACCCACAACCCUCCUCUCGAUCGCCGCUACCGUCGUAUCUACAACGCGGACGAGGUGGCAAGUGUAGAAGACUACCCGUUCCUGGCAGCGCUGCUUGUCAACAAACAGCUGUGGUGCGGAGGCGUCAUCAUUGACUCGGACAAGAUCUUAACUGCUGCACAUUGUUUACAGUUGCAGUACAAUAACCGUUUUUUCCGUGAAUACGUCAAAAUGUUAUCAGUCCGAAUCGGCUCCUCAAACGCGACCGCUGGUGGCGAAGUUUACAGAGUGACAGAAAUCUUCUUCCAUCCCAACUAUAAACCAAAGACUUUGGAAUUCAAUUUCGCUGUAUUAGGCUUACAUAAAAACAUAUCGUAUGACAAGGAAGACUUGAAAGUUUUGAAGAUAGCUUACUCCACCGAUAGAAAUGUGCCAACCGAUGCCAAAAUUACUUUUCUUGGAUGGGGUUCAGUAUUGAGUUCAAGUGGACUCGGGGGCCAAGUGUUGCUACAGAAGUUGGAUUUGCCUAUCUACGACCUUGCGGACUGUCAGGAAAUAUACGGACGAAAUCUUGUCACGAGAACUAAUUUCUGUGCAGGAUUCAUAACACUCGCCAAGAACGUUUGUAAUCACGAUGCCGGCGGACCAGCGGUAAUGAACGGACAGUUGGUCGGCAUUCUGUCGUUCUCGUCGAAGCGGUGCGACACGGUGGACCAGCCAGCAGUGUUCUCGGCCGUCGGGGCUAUAGCACCGUGGCUAGAAACUCUUGGAGAAAAGCAGACAAAUUCAGCAAUCAAGACGCCCGAUUGAAUUUCAAUUGGAAUAAAACAAGAGUAUUACAUUAGCAAUAUAUUUUCUCUAAUACUGUACACAGACAAUGAGACUAUUCAUAACAAGAAAAAAAAAUAAAAACGUUUGAAAU